Messenger RNA from Monomorium pharaonis (pharaoh ant), 1010 nucleotides. RefSeq lists its product as uncharacterized. The record is from RefSeq and is a predicted model, not a curated record. NCBI's taxonomy places the organism in Eukaryota, Metazoa, Arthropoda, Insecta, Hymenoptera, Formicidae. The transcript is spliced from 4 exons. The coding region runs from base 187 to 693 and encodes 168 amino acids.
UCAUAUCCUCCUCCAAGCCCAGUUGAAUUAAGAAAUAGACUUAAAUGGUAUAUAUUGGGCAAACAUUUUGGAUACACCAUUGCAUCAGGCACAAAUACUGCAGGAGAUAGUUCCACAAUCCUCACAGAUCUUAAUGACACAUCUUGCGAACUGACAAGUGCACAGUGUGUACAACAGGAAACAUGCAUGAUGGAUGUAGGAGAAGAGGAAAAGAGAUUAAUGAACGUUAAGGAAAGAGAGACAGAAACAAUGGACAUUGAAGAAGAACUACAAAUAAUGGAUACUGAAGAAGAAACUAGUGAAGCAAGAAUAUGCUCUCUACAUUUCCAAGACGAUUGCUUCGAAAUGAAAUGGACAACACUACGUGGAACAAAUGUGCCAAAAGAAUUAUGCAGAUUAAAAAAGAAUUCCGUGCCUAAUGUAUUAUUACAUUUAGAGAAAAAAACCAAAUUAAAAGCAAAAGUAAAAGAAGUUAUAUUAACUUAUGCUGAAUUAGUAAAAUAUGCACAGCAAAAACAGCAGAUGCAGAAACACAAUGGGCAUAAUCUUUGUGAAAUUCUUAAAGAAGGAACCGUACAAGAAGCAAAUACUCUUGGAUUAAAUAUAAAAAUGGAAGAGACAAACACAAUAAAUGAAGAAAAUGCUAAUGAACAAAAGAAAAAACCAUACAAGAAACAAAUACUCUUGGAUUAGAUAUAACGGAAGAGACAAACACAAUGUAUGGUAUAAUGUUUACAUAUUCAAUAGUGGUUAAUUAAUAUAUUGCUAUUAAAGCACACAUUUGUAUUUUACAGAAAUGAAGAAAAUGCUAAUGAACAAAAUACAUCCGUAGAAGAAUUAAUGCAGCUGUUAAUAAAAGAAAAAAAGAAAAGGAAAUAUUACUAAAAGAAAAAAAAUGAAUUGUUGCAAGAAAAGUAGACACUUCUCGGAGAUAAUAAAGAGUUAAAACAACAGAUGGAAUUAUUAGCAAAGACUGUACACCAGAAAUCUGAGACCAUUACACAAAUGAC